Messenger RNA from Phoenix dactylifera (date palm), 2086 nucleotides. Its product is annotated as WEB family protein At2g38370-like. Lineage: Eukaryota; Viridiplantae; Streptophyta; Magnoliopsida; Arecales; Arecaceae. Gene Ontology annotation, biological process: chloroplast accumulation movement; chloroplast avoidance movement. Gene Ontology annotation, cellular component: cytosol. The record is from RefSeq and is a predicted model, not a curated record.
ACAAUUUUCCCUGAGAAAUAAAAAAUCAAAUCCUUUUCCCUCUUUCUUUCCUUUUUCCGUUCUCCCUCUCGUUUCACUUCCACAGUCUCUCGCUCUCCCGAAAUCGUUCUAGGGUUUCGAUUUCUGCCAAACCCUGAAGAGGAGAAGAACUAGAAGGAAGAAUAGAAGUGAAGGAUCGGUCAUGGAGGUAGUCAUGGAUUCGGCUUCGAGCGGCGCGGAGGCCACCGGGCCGCCAGGAACCCUAGUUUUGGACAAAGGUCCGGAGGCGGCGGGAAGGGCGGAGAUCGACACCUCGGCGCCGUUCGAGUCGGUGAAAGAGGCUGUGGAUCGAUUCGGGGGCAGCGCCGUCUGGAAGUCGCAGCUCAAGCAGCUGUUUUCUCCCGAGAAACAUGAUUGCUGUGAGGAUUUUGAUGUUAUAAAAGUGAAGGAACAGACUGCACAGUUAGAGAAGGAUCUGAUUUUGAAAGAAAGAGAAACACUAGAUGUAUUAAAAGAACUGGAAGUGACCAAAAAAAUUGUGGAGGGUUUAAAAUUGAGGUUACAGAAAGAGACCUUUGAAGAUGCUAAUGCCCUGGCUGUGAAUUUUGAUAGUACAAACGUGCAUCCUGUUCCUGAAACUGAAGAGCAGGGUCCAAUAAAUCUCAGGAACCAUGUGGAAAUGGACGGUCCAACUAUAGAAGCAAAUCAAUCUCCAGGGCUGAUCUUAAUGGAGCUGAAUGUGGCGAAGGUGAACCUGAGCAGGAGAACAGGUGAUCUGGCUGAACUUCAAGCUUCCAUUGUAUUACUCAACAGUAAAAUAGAAGAGGAGAAAGUCUUGCUGGAGAAAACCCAAGAGAGUCUGACUGCUAAUACUGCUAAAAUUUCAUCACUAGAAGAAGAUCUGAAUCAAACAACACUGAAGCUUCAAAUGACCAACGAUUUAGAAAGUAAAAGGCAUGAGUAUCCCUCAGAUAUUUCAAGGAAAAUCAAACAAAUGAAUUCUGAGAUAGAGCAGUUUAGGAGGAUGGCUGAAGAUAACAAGUCUGAAGUUUCGAAGCUGACCAAGGAGAUUGAGCAGGCAAAAGCUAGCAUCAAGACAGCUGAAAUCCGAUGGCUUGCAGCCAAGAAGAUGGAAGAAGCAGCCAAAGCUGCAGAAGCUGUUGCUCUUGCUGAGAUCAAAGCUCUCAUGAGCAGUGAUAACUCAACUGGAGACCUCCAAAAUUCUUCUGCAGUAACUCUGUCAAUUGAAGAGUAUGUCAAGCUUACUCAUAAAGCUCAAGAGGCUGAUGAGAUCUCAAGAAAGAGGAUUGAAGCUGCGGUGCUUCAGAUAGAUGAAGCAAACCAAUCUAAAUCGGCUUUGCUGAAAAAAGUGGAGGAAGCAGCAGCAGAGGCCAAAACAGCUAAGAAGACACUAGAAAGGGCCUUAAAGAGGGUAGAGGCUGCAAACAGAGGGAAGCUUUCAGUUGAAGAGGCUCUUCGUAGAUGGAGGUCCGAACAUGGUCAGAAGAGACGCUCCAUUCAUAACUCCACAAAAUUCAAGAACUACUACUCAGUUCACCAUAGAAGAGACUCUCGCAUGCUAGAUGUCAAUGGGUUGGAUUUGGUUACUGAUGGGUCGAAGAGUGCCCUAAGGCCACCAUUGUCUAUUGGGCAAAUACUCAGCAUGAAAUUGAUGGCUCCUGAGGAGCAUGAUACAGUUAAAUGGAAGAGAACAACUGAAAAGCCAAAGGUUUCGCUGGGUCAAAUGCUGAGCAAAAAGCAAGGUGUUUUGUCUCCCAAGAUGGCUGAGGAUGGAUCUGCGCAUAAGCAGUUCUCUACAAAGAGAAAGAAGUUUGGAUUGGUGGGUUUCUCACUUCUCUUGACAAAGCCAAACAAGAAGAACAAGAAGAAAAGGCAUUGUUAAAGAGUCCAAGGUAGCUGUGAGCUGAGGUUUUCUGCUGUUGUCCAGGGACAUAGUCUACCUUUAUAUGAACUAGGGACAGUCUCAAUUAUUUUUCUUUGUAAUAUGGAUAGAUGGUUGUGAAGUUGCUUCAGGUGUAUAGUAUUAGUGCAGCUGCAAGAUUUCUUUUCCAGCUAAAUUUAAUUAUCAGGCCAUUUUGCAAUCUGU